Strigops habroptila (Kakapo) is the source of this 2645-nucleotide messenger RNA. Its product is annotated as zinc finger protein 883-like. Gene Ontology annotation, cellular component: nucleus. The transcript has 2 exons. Gene Ontology annotation, molecular function: DNA-binding transcription factor activity, RNA polymerase II-specific; RNA polymerase II transcription regulatory region sequence-specific DNA binding. Gene Ontology annotation, biological process: regulation of transcription by RNA polymerase II. Lineage: Eukaryota; Metazoa; Chordata; Aves; Psittaciformes; Psittacidae. The record is from RefSeq and is a predicted model, not a curated record. Bases 93 to 1598 code for a protein of 501 amino acids.
CUCCACCAAGCCCCCAGUGAUGGCUCUGGGGGCCAUGGGAUGCUCAUGGGGAGCUCUUGUCCCUCCAGUGUCCCCGUGCCACCGACAAGGACAUGGAUCCAUGGGGAUCUGCGGGGCCGGAGCAGACGGGGCUCUUUGGGGGCAAUGGGGAGGAAGAUGCCUACAACCCCCCCGUGAUGCAGAUGACCCCGAGCGUCGUGGACAUGGACCCUCCAGCAGCAGAAGACCCCGAGAUCAUCGAGCUGGACACGGCCGCUUUGUUGGGCCACGUUGAGGAGGCUCCUGCGGGCGAGCGGGAGACGCUGCAUUGGACCGUGGUCCAACAGAUCGACUCUCCCACUGCCACCGGAGGACGUCGCAGUGGCAAAACCAGCCCCGGAGGCGGCGCCUUCUCCAACAUCAAGAGCAUCAUCGUGCUCCAGAAGAGCUACCAGUGCGGCGAGUGCGGGAAGAGCUUCAGCUGCAGCUCCCACUUCAGCAAGCACCGCAGGACCCACACCGGGGAGAAGCCCUUCUUGUGCCUCCACUGCGGCAAGAGCUUCAACGUCAGCUCCAACCUCUACCGCCACCAACGCUCUCACGGUGCCCAGCGCCCGUCGCCGCCGGCGCCGGCCCGAGGCUCGUCCUACAAGUGUGAGGAAUGCGGGAAGAGCUUCCGCCGCAACAAGGAGCUGGUGACCCACCAACGCCUCCACACCGGCCGCUUGCCCUUCCAGUGCGGCCACUGCGGGAAGAGCUUCAGCUGGAGCUCCCACUUUGAUCGCCACCAACGCGUCCACACCGGGGAGAAGCCCUACGAGUGUCCCGAGUGCGGGAAGUGCUUCAGCCGCAGCUCCCACCUCUACCGGCACCAGCGCACCCACGCCGGCGGCCGCUCCUACAUCUGCACCUAUUGUGGCCGCAGCUUCGGGAGCACCCUCCACUUUGACCGCCACCAACGCACCCACACCGGCCAAAGGCCCUACAAGUGCACCCUGUGCAGGAAGAGCUUCGGCGAUGGCUCGACGUUGGUCAAACACCAACGGCUCCACCUUGGAGACGGCCCUUUCCGUUGCGAAGAGUGCGGCAAAGCCUUUGGUGCCCGCGCUCAGUACGUCCGUCACCAGCGGAGCCACCACCGUGGUGGUGCCGGUGGUGGGGAGAAGCCCUAUAGAUGUGGGGACUGUGGGAAGAGCUUCUCCUGGAGCUCCCAUUGGGAACGGCACCAACGGAUCCACACUGGAGAACGUCCCUAUCAAUGCGGGGACUGCGGGAAGCGCUUUGGGAGGACGUCCCACCUCUACCGCCACCAACGGACCCACGCCGGGGGCCAGCCCCACGUGUGUGCUGAGUGCGGGAAGAGCUUCAACAGCACCCUCCACUUCCAGAAGCACCAACGGGCUCACGCUGGACCUCGACACGCUUGUCCCGACUGCGGGAAGGUCUUCACUGACGGCUCAGCCUUGGCCAAGCAUCGGCGGGUCCAUGGUGGGGAGAAGCCCUUCCCGUGUCCACGCUGUGGACGGCGCUUUGGGGUCAGGUCCCAUCUCCAUCGGCAUCUGCGUGGGCACGGAGAGGAACCGCUUGAGGAGCCACCAAAGGAGCUGGCGCCGUGUUAACCGAGGGAGGGAGGAGAAGGGGACGCGGUGGGUUGACCCCGUUGGGUGGCUGCUUGGCCACGUGUGGUUGCUUGGGGUUGUCCCCAUGGGUGCUGGUGUCUCGUUCGGUGGCACCGACCGAGGUCUCGAGGACGUAGAUGUGUAGGGUAGAGUAGGUAGGUAGAUAGGGGAGGAUGGAGAACGGGAAGUGAGGGGGAGUUCCCUAUGGAAUAUCAGGCUGAAUCCUGCCAAUGGGCACCAGGACAUCCCAACUGUGCUCCUUCUCCAUGGGUAGCCCAGGAGGAACCAUCUCCAUGUCCAAGAGGAACCAUCUCCAUGUCCAGGAGGAGCCAUCUCCAUGUCCAGGAGGAGCCAUCUCCAUGGGUGUUGGAUGCUGCAGGGAUGGAAGGGGAUGGGGUUGGAGGUGUCGACAUCCAAAAGACCCCAAAACAUCUGAGGUGGCUUCAUCCCACCAUCCCCGUUCCCCCAGCCUUGACCAGCACCCAAAGCCCAAACCCUCCUGGCCACACUUGGACCAUGAUGACACCAUCAAAUGACCCCGUUUGGGCCAAAACAGCCCAAAUUUGGGGCAAAAUAGCCCCAUUCAAGGGCUUUGGUGUUGAGAAACAAACCCAAAGGUCCACCUCCAGCAGGUCCUGGCCACCAUGGAGGGCUUUACUGAAGGUAUUUAUUGUAUUUAUGACAUGGGAACCCACCUGAGGUUGGAGGAACCCAACGUGAUGGGGUUGAGCUGGAGGUAAUGGGGACACAGAGGGUUUGUCCUCAAGCCCUUGGGUUGCUCCAUCAACCACCGCCCCAUGGUGGGACCCCACUGGGGAUGGGGAGGAGGUGGCACCAUCUGUGGUUGGAAUGAAGCCCCCAGGAGAUCAUGGGGAGGUGUUUCCUCAUGGAAGCAAGGAAAAGCCUUGGGAUGAAGCUCAGGGAUGGGAGGAGGACACAGAGCCGGGGGGCUGUGGUGGCCUUGGUGGCCAUGGCCCUGCUCCAUCUCUUCCCAAGCUGAGCAGAAGCUGUGUUUGUAGUGAAUAAACUAGACUAGUGCAAACCCCA